AUGGUAAAUGUAGACACUAUGCGGCAAAAACUUGGCAGUGCGGGUACAAUGUCCAGAGCUCUUGCGAAAAAGAAGCAUAUUUCUAUAGAAAGUAUUCGAAUGGAACCUGUGGUCGAUAUGGCGAUUGGAUGGAGUCGAGAGGCGGCGUGGGACAAUGUGUUGUGUAGACAUAAAGACACUUUACUGGUAACAACAUGGACAACUAGGAAAAACGCACAGGGAACGCAUAAACUGGUCCAUGAAAGAUUUCUGAAGGAUGCUGCUUUAUCUUGUGCUACUGUCCAACAGGCAAUUGCUGCUAGUCACCCAUGCGAAACUUCCUGCUUUUUAUUGUUAGAGAAAGCGCAUGAGUCAAGGAUAACAGCUCUGACAGUCAAUUCUCGUGGUUCUGAGCUGAUUACCGGUUGCUCCAAGGGUAGCUUGAAGUUCUGGCAAGUGCGAAGUGGUCAACUCUUAGCGACAAUGCGUACCCGAUUACGGAUAGAGCGGUCGGCGCCGUGCACAUCGAAUAGUUUACUGGCUAUUGCCUGUGCAGGAGAUGAAGGUGCUUCAGUAGCUGUUGUGGAUACAUUGUGUCGGCGUGUCGUGCGCACCUUCCUUUCUGUUGGUCAUUCUGUGAAUGCGUUGACGUUCUCAAGUGAUGGGCGGUGGCUUCUUACAGCGGACGACAAGAAAUAUAUCAGGGUCUGGGAGCUGUCGACCUCGCAACUCAUAGAUGUGAUGCUGUUCGACAAGCCAUGUAUUAGCAUGUCCUUCAACAGUUCUGGUGAAUAUCUGGCUACUGUUCACAAGGGUGAAAAAGCGAUCUUUGUUUGGGUGAACAAGAAUAUGUACGCAACACAUGUGAACAUACGAGCUCUUCCCUUGGAUUACGUACCUACGUGGGCGGAUUCAUGCGUGGCAGAAAUGGGUGUUAAAACAUUUGUAAUUGACGACGAGAGUGAUGACGAGGAAACCGAUUCGGAUGAGCAUACACAGACGAGGUUUCAGCUCGAUCCCUCGCUUGUGACAUAUUCGGGUUUGGCACCAUCUAGAUGGGCAAAUCUUCCCGACCUUGCUUUAAUCAAAGAAAGGAACAAACCUGAUCAACCCGCAAGGAAGCCAAAACAGGCGCCUUUCUUCUUAACGGCGGCUCCUACCCUUGAAGGAUUCGAGUUUGAAGUUCCAGAGGAAGAUGAACAAGAAACAAGAAAAACGUUACAAGCUAAAAGAAGUUUGCUGGAGCUUGAAAGUUCAUUUAGCGCGUCAUUGAGGGCUGCUGAAACAGUAGAAGAACUUUUUGAAGUGUUCUCUUGUUUGAAAAAGAUGUCCGUAUCGGCAAUCGAUUUCCAGCUACGGACCUUACCUGAAGACUUAUUGCCGAAGUUCUUCAAAAUGUUAACAGAG
Ostertagia ostertagi is the source of this 1386-nucleotide messenger RNA. NCBI's taxonomy places the organism in Eukaryota, Metazoa, Nematoda, Chromadorea, Rhabditida, Trichostrongylidae. The record is from the annotation of a GenBank genome assembly.